Aedes aegypti (yellow fever mosquito) is the source of this 1644-nucleotide messenger RNA. It is a transcript of the gene por, whose product is annotated as protein-serine O-palmitoleoyltransferase porcupine. The coding region runs from base 114 to 1577 and encodes 487 amino acids. NCBI's taxonomy places the organism in Eukaryota, Metazoa, Arthropoda, Insecta, Diptera, Culicidae. The record is from RefSeq and is a predicted model, not a curated record. Gene Ontology annotation, cellular component: membrane; endoplasmic reticulum. Gene Ontology annotation, biological process: protein palmitoylation; lipid modification; canonical Wnt signaling pathway. The transcript has 8 exons. Gene Ontology annotation, molecular function: palmitoleoyltransferase activity; Wnt-protein binding.
CGUUGAGCAGUUCAACAACAACGAUAUCGCCCAACCGUAUACUCGUUUUAAUUUUGUUCCUUUACAACCGGCUGCUUGUCUGAGCACCAUAACCAAACACUUUACACUAGAGAAUGUCUGAAUACCUUUACAGUAUGUAUGACGAAAAUGAAGACUUUUACGACACGUAUGAUGACUACAAUGAACGAAUUUUGAGAAACUAUGAAGCAGCGGGCUGGAAAGAUGUCUAUGAAAAUUGUAUUGUUCCUUCGUUUUUUCAAAUAUCUUAUUAUGCGAUACCAUUUGUGGCAGUCAACAUUUUUAUGUGUAUCUGUAAUAAGCUUCAAGCACGUUACUUACCAUCGCAUUACAACAUAACACAUGCUCUUAGUUUUGGAAGCGGUUUAUUUUUAAUUUACAACACAAUUGAACAUGGUCAUUUAUAUUUGGUUCAGCUAUUUAUAUCUGUGUAUUUAUUGAUCAAACUAUCAUUCAUUGAUCAAAAGCGAAUUAGACUUGAUUUAUUGAUAAGCAUCUAUACAAUGGCUUAUUUGAUUUUAAGUGAAGUUUUAGAAAAGGAUCCUAAAGUAUGGCAUCACAUACGAGGUGUCUUAAUGAUUGCAGUGAUGAAGUCUAUCUCUCUAGCUAUGGAUACAAGGGCGGAUCGAUCAUUGCGAGAUCGAUUUUCUAUAAUCUCAUUCUUAGGUUACAUCUGUUCUCCGGCAAACUGUAUUUUUGGACCAUGGAUAUCUUUCAAUGAUUACUUGAACAGUAUAACCAGGUCUAAAAACAAGUUGAAACUGAAUUUUAAAUACUUUGCACAAAUAUCGAUUAAUCUUGCACUAUGUAUUUUAUGUUUGCUGUUUUCAAACUGCGCGGAUAGUUUUCUUGAUGCUGAUAAUUUUUGGAAAUGGGUAGUCGCAUAUGGUACAGCGUUUUCUUUCAGGAUGAGUCACUACUUUGUGUCGUUUUUAUCACAAGCUACCAUGGUAGCAUCGGGCACUGUACCAAGUGUUGACCAAGCUACAAAAUCGUUGCCUAUCAAACAAUCACAAUACUUUGGAUAUACAAUCGUACGGCCAUGGAGCAUCGAAUUACCUAGAUCUCUCGUACACGUUGUCGUAGCUUGGAAUGUCCCAAUGCAUAAUUUUUUGAAACAGUAUAUAUUUCGGUCCAUAAAACCAAGUGGCACAUUUGCAGCUGUCUUUUUGACUUAUGUUACAUCAUCGUUACUUCAUGGAUUGAACUUUCAACUGUGGGCCACUUUAUUGACGAUAGGUGUGUGGAGCUACGUAGAAUACAACAUAAGAAGCAAACUGGCACAAAUAUUUUCAGCUUGCGUUCUAGUCAACAAGUGUUCGAAUACUUGCACAAAACAUCAUUUAGGACAGAGCAGACCGAUGACUAUUUUCAUUAAUGUAAUAUUUUCGUUACUGUGCAUUGUUAAUCUUAUAUAUUUAGGUGCCAUUUUUGAUUCCAAUUCUCAAUUACAAACGGAAGGUUACUCCUUUAAGCACACGCUGGAUAAAUGGCAAAAGCUAGACUAUGCCUCGCAUUGGCUGCUACUACUAGUGUACAUUUUUAACUGGAUAAUUUGAUUCAAGAUAACAUCGUCUCUCUCAGUAUUAAACUUUGUGAUAAAAAAUAAAAUAAAAUAAAACAUUA